Molecule: messenger RNA, 132 nt
Organism: Funneliformis caledonium
Lineage: Eukaryota; Fungi; Glomeromycota; Glomeromycetes; Glomerales; Glomeraceae
Source: the annotation of a GenBank genome assembly
AAACCUGUUGAUGGUAUCAUGUAUAUGAUUAAUAGCACUAAAGUUGCGGAUUUUGUCGUCCCCAAGGGUCGUAUGAAAAAAUAUGGUUAUAAUUUGAUGACCACUGUCGAAAUUUUCAGUAUCGGAGCCAAC